Messenger RNA from Rhodamnia argentea, 1503 nucleotides. Its product is annotated as F-box/LRR-repeat protein At3g59190-like. NCBI's taxonomy places the organism in Eukaryota, Viridiplantae, Streptophyta, Magnoliopsida, Myrtales, Myrtaceae. Gene Ontology annotation, molecular function: protein binding. Bases 1 to 1503 code for a protein of 500 amino acids. The record is from RefSeq and is a predicted model, not a curated record. The transcript has 4 exons.
AUGGAUACAAGAUCCCUAAUUGAUAAAGCAAAGUUCAGGAAGUUGAACGACAACCGAAAUGCCAGCACCACAAGUUUAUGUGAUUUGCCCGAAGUGGUUCUCCUGCACAUCCUAAGUUUUCUUCCAUCGAAAGAUGUUGUGAGAACGAGCGCCUUGUCCAAAAGGUGGGAACAGUUAUGGAUUUCUGUUCCGAAGCUCGACUUCAAUGAUAAGGAAUUCUCCCAGAGGUUGCGCUUCAUUAACUUCGUGGAGAGAACGUUUUUGCUUCACGGUCUAUCUCCAGUGAAAGGUUUUUCUCUCUCAUGUUCCAUCCAUUACAAUAAAUCCCGCAUCAAUGCUUGGAUCACUUCCGCUAUAAGGCGCAAUGUUGAAAAGCUCCGGUUGUGCCUUGAUGUAGACAAACGUGCUGCGGUGAGUUAUAGGUUACCGUGUUGUGUAUUUAGGUGUGAAACGCUAACAGAAUUGCAUGUAGAGAUGAGUCGUCAUAUUAGGCUCACUUCAUCAGUUUGUCUGAUGAAACUGAAGGCCCUAACUCUCGUGCGGAUUGAUUUUGGGGACGACAAUUCGGUCGAAAAGCUACUUUCGGGGCCUUCCCUUGAGAAGCUGUCUCUUGACAACUGCAUGUGGUGGAAGCUGAAGGCUCUUCGUAUUUCGGCUCCGAAGCUUUUGAGCUUGUCCAUUGUUGAACUGGAGUUUUGUACGGAUUUUAAAUGUGAUUGUCGGGUAUUCAUCAUCGGAACUAGUCUAGAGUCCUUCUACUAUCACGGCGAAUGCGCUUAUGACUAUACUCUAUCUAGCUCAUCCGCUCUUGUUAAGGCUGCCAUCUCCGUGGAUCAUCCGUUCGAUGAGAAGUCGUACCAAUUCUCCUACCAUGGAUACAAGCUCUUAAAAGAUGUUGCUAAUGUACGAGAUUUAACUCUGUCUUAUGACGGUCUUCAGGAUUUAAAUGAGAGUAAGAACUUCCUUGACUCGCUGCCCAUCUUUGCGAAUCUUAAGAAGCUGGAAUUGAACAUGUAUCGUGCGUGCUUGGAAUCUAGAGCACUUCAAACGAUUCUCAGCAAAUCUUCUUGUUUGGAGAGUCUUCGGUUCCUCUCGGGUGUUCUUGUGGAGUCUGGAACGGAUGAAGGGAUACGGGAUCCGGUACCUUGGUGUUUCCCGUCGUCACUCCGAGAGAUUACAAUUCGCAACUUUCAUGAGGAUGAUGAUCAACUUCUAGCCGUGAGAGUUAUGCUUAGGACGGCUAGGGUUUUGGAGAAAAUAGUCAUACAUCGUUCCGAGUACUAUUUAGGGAGUUCUACAGAGAAGUUGAUGGAACGAUUGAGAGAGAUCCCCAAGGCUUCAAGAAUUGGUGAUUCUAUAUUGCAAUUCAUUCGAAAGGUUAUUUACCCUGUCUGCACUUUGGAAAUGAAAGGACAGUAUCUACGUAAUGUCAUUCAACUUUUAGCUCAUGAAGCCAGCAUAAAAUGGUUCUGGUUGCGAAAAAUAAGCUAUCGAAUAGAAUAG